Messenger RNA from Penicillium argentinense, 741 nucleotides. RefSeq lists its product as uncharacterized. Bases 1 to 741 code for a protein of 246 amino acids. The record is from RefSeq and is a predicted model, not a curated record. The transcript is spliced from 2 exons. NCBI's taxonomy places the organism in Eukaryota, Fungi, Ascomycota, Eurotiomycetes, Eurotiales, Aspergillaceae.
AUGUCUUCCUCUCUGGCGCGCAGCUGGAUGCUCGCCACCUGUCUCGGGGCGAUGCUGGUGCACGCAUCUGGCGUGCUUGAGAUGGACCUCCUCUUCCCCCUCAACAAGACUUAUGCGCCCACCGACUGGUUCCCCGUGGUGUUUGCCUUCAAGCAUCCUAAGCUUGCGCCCCUGGUCGACCUAGACAUCUCCGUCACUCUCCGCAAUGCGGACAACAUGAGCGACGUCGUUCACUGGCCAGCCGACAUGACCGAUAUCGACUGGACCAACAAGACCAGCGAUGACCCGUACUUCUUCUACACCUACUUCUCUGAAUUCCGCACCCCUGGCCGCUGGCGGGUCGCCUGGAACGUCUACUGGAAGAGCUGCAAUGAAUUUGCCCUCUUUAACAUCAGCAUGCUCCCGCGCGCGGAGAUGAUCACGAACUCCACCGGCUGGUCGACCUGGUUCACGAUCGGGGACGGAGUCCCCGCGGGCGAGGAGUGGUCCAAUGGUGGUAUGUGUGCGGUGGUGGAUCCCUCGCCUACGCCCUCGCCCUCGCCCGAUCCCUGUCGGAUCGAUAUCAGCGAGAAAGUGGUCGAGAGCAUGGAGGCCUCGUGGCAGGCCCCGUUGUGCGGGAGCUCGAGUCCACCCGACGACUGCCCUGCGAAGGAGAAUGCAGCACAGGGACUGGCGGUUGUUGGAUUGUCUUGUUUCCUGGCGGCGUUGGGGGGCUUGGGCUUUCUUCUUGCGCCGUUCUGA